This is a messenger RNA of Cladophialophora psammophila CBS 110553, 1548 nucleotides long. RefSeq lists its product as uncharacterized. Bases 1 to 1548 code for a protein of 515 amino acids. NCBI's taxonomy places the organism in Eukaryota, Fungi, Ascomycota, Eurotiomycetes, Chaetothyriales, Herpotrichiellaceae. The record is from RefSeq and is a predicted model, not a curated record. The transcript has a single exon.
AUGUUCCUCGAUGUCCUAGGCGACGAAACACACCCACGAUGCCUCCGAUGUGCCAAAGCCGGCCGAGUGUGCGAAGGCUACACGCAACCAAAGGCGUGGAUGUUUGAGCCUUCAUCCCGUGGACGGUCACUGACCGAAGAAAUCGCCCCUUGGUUCAACAACGGCAACCCAAUCCAUUUCUACAAUGAGCCUGAUCUCAAUCGACCCACCCAGUUCUUCGUGGAAUGCACUGCUCCUCGGAUUUCCUCCUACUUCGCAGAGAUGAUGGACUCCUUCGUCGACGAUAAAGCCUUGGUCCACUACUCCUCUAGCUCGGCAUGGAGCUUUUGGAACCGCUUGGUUGUUCAAGCCAGUCAAACUCAAGCCUGUGUCCGUCAUAGCUUGGCUGCGUUGAGCAGUCUGCAUGAAUGGAUCGAGCUCACGAAACGGACGCCCUGGCAGAACCACACCUUCACUCUCUACUACACCAAGGCUAUCACUGAGAUUAAUCAGAGCCAAAGCGCCUUGCCACUCGAAAUCAUUCUGAUCUCAUGCAUCCUUUUCGCCCACUGUGAUUUCCUGAUGGGCGCAUCCGCUGCAGGACUCACUCAUUUGAAAUCUGGCCAUCGAAUUAUAUCGGAGAACCGAAGAAGACAAGUCACAAUUGCUCCAGAAGUUGCCGAAUUCAUUGAGCCCAUAAUACGCGGCUUCAUGGCCAAGUCGGAAAACUAUGCGCUCCGAGAAGAGACGGGACCCGAGGUCAACUCAACAGAAGGUGCGACCUAUGCCAUACCAGACAUGCCGGAGAUAUUUGAAGAUCUGGCUCAAGCAAACAAGCAUUUACAACAGGCUGUGUAUAUGGUCCUCCUUCUCGAACUUGGCAAGCCACACCAUUCGAGACCCAUGAUCCCAGGAGUCCGCAAGUACGUUGGUGACUGGGCGAGCGCAUUUGGUCGCUGGAAAGCAAGCCUGGAACUCGAUGAACCCCUCUUGAAGGACUGGCAGCUAUUGCUGCUUGCUCACCACCGCAUGGCUCUUCUUAUCUUGAAGACUCUUCCACCAGAUAACGACUGCUGUUACAACCGCGCAGCCGCAGACUUUCGGAUCAUGUUUGCUCAACUGCGCACUUUCCUGCGCAGUGGCUAUACUACGAUGGAAAAGGGAGAGGACAGCAACCUUGUCCUGAAGGUGCACCUGGGUUUCAUCUCGCCAUUGUAUUUUAUCGCUACACUAUGCCGAGUUCGCGACAUCCGCCGGAACGCGCUGCAGGCCUUACAAGACUUGCAGGUCGUCGAAGGCCACUGGAAUAGCUGUGUAGCUUAUGCCGUGGCUAAAAAAGUUGUUGAAAUCGAAGAAGCAUACGGCGAGACUUUAAUGAGGGUACAGCGUAUCAAGGUUGACAGUGUUGAUCGUGUAAAAGACGGAACCCUCGAGAUCAGAUACCACAAAGUGCCAGGAGACGGGACUCACGGCGAUACUGUGACUACAAGGAUAACAGAGCCUUGCUGUCACCAUGAAGCAAACAUGCAAUGGGUAAGGAACCUUUGCGAGCUCCUAUACUUCAACUAA